Molecule: messenger RNA, 1332 nt
Organism: Pocillopora damicornis (cauliflower coral)
Lineage: Eukaryota; Metazoa; Cnidaria; Anthozoa; Scleractinia; Pocilloporidae
Product: lactadherin
Source: RefSeq, a predicted model, not a curated record
CUCGCAUUAUAGAACGGCUCGGCGCUAGAAAGAUUUUGCCAUUUUUAUGAGUGUAAAAGACGUUUUGUCUGAAUCGGAGAGUAAAGAAAAUAAGCUGUCACUAAGGGAAGCUAUGCAGAUAACAAUACUAUCCAUAUUACACACAGCAAUCCAUGUCUCGCUAUGUAUUAUGGGAACGUCAGCUUCCCUUAAGUGCCGAUCAGUCGCUUCAUUUUCCGACCACGCCCUUACGGGAUACACCUACAAGGCAACAUCCGGGAUACGCUUUGAAUCUUGCGUCGCAACAUGUGACGCUGACCCGCACUGUUACAGCUUUAACUACGUCAUUCGCGACAAAACUUGCGAGCUCAGUAACUCUUCGCGCUCGGCCGAUUCAGAGUACUUUGUGCGCAGGUCUGGGGUGGUUUACAUGGACAAACUAACAGAACCCGUGGAGCACUGCAAAACACUUCCAUGCAGAAACAAUGGAACUUGCCAGAAAAUUCAGCGCCAUCCUGGGUUUGAGUGUUUUUGUCAAGAUGAGUACAGAGGGGAAAAAUGCGAAAUUUGCAGUCCUACCGCAUUGGGUCUCGGUGAUAAUAAACUGCCUGAUCAGAAUUUCAACGCCUCCUCCAGCUUACAUCCAUUCAGACCCAGCGACGCUCGCCUGCAUGCAGCUGGUUCGUCUUGGGUCAGCGAUGGUGUCGAAAAGGACAAAUUUCUGCAGAUUAGUUUCCAGCCUCACCCCAGACUCAUCACAAGCGUGGCCACCGAGGGUAGCCCUGGCCAUGAUUGGUGGGUUGUGCUUUAUAAUCUUCAGUACAGCUUGGACGGUGUCACGUGGUUCUACUACGAAAAUGAGAACUCCCCUGGGUCACGAAAGGUUUUUAAUGGUAACCAAGAUAGAAAUAGCGUCGUGACUAACCAGCUUCAUUCCCCUAUAAGAGCACUGUACCUUCGUAUCUCACCCUUGUUCUGGGCUGGAAAGAUCGCGCUACGAGUGGAGAUCUAUGGAUGUAACACCUACAGCUGAUUACUUAGAAGCCAGGAGACAUUUCAACAGUUGGCAGAGUAAUUCAAACUCAGGUUAUUACCACUCAUCAACAACUGUUUCUUGGACUUACGCCAGGUGGAAUAUUUGUUCAUCGACGAAAACAAACUCCUGUGAUUGUAGAAGCGCAAUUAGUUCAGAAAUAGUCUGGGUUGAGGCCACUCUUGAAACCAUGAGCCGCCGAGCUACUUUUGAAGCAAUGCGUGGAAAUACCGGACGGACUUAUCGUUAGAGAUUGGUAAAGAGCGAGCCUCCAACUCUACCUCGUCCAAACCAGCUAACAUAUAAAUCCAAUGUCAAAG